Messenger RNA from Rhipicephalus sanguineus (brown dog tick), 2460 nucleotides. Its product is annotated as zinc finger protein 532. Bases 114 to 2417 code for a protein of 767 amino acids. The transcript is spliced from 12 exons. Lineage: Eukaryota; Metazoa; Arthropoda; Arachnida; Ixodida; Ixodidae. The record is from RefSeq and is a predicted model, not a curated record.
UACUUUCCGUAGGACAUCACUCGCAUGCUGCACGAAGCCGUGGUGAUGUGAGCGAGCGCGUGAUCGCGUGGCACGUUGGCUGCAGGCGGUUCCUUUCUGUCGAGCGUUUGCCGAUGUCAUGGGCGAGUCGCGUGAGGUGCUGCGUACUUGGAUGCUCGGCCACUUACGAAAGCACCGAUGAAUCCGGAGAAAAAGUGCGCUUCUUCGGAUUUCCCACACGACACUACGAUGUUGAACGUAAGAACAAGUGGGUCAACAACAUUAGACUAGCCAGAAAAGACGUCAACGGAGUUUGGUCACCCUCAAAGAACUCCAAGGUCUGCUCGAAGCACUUCGUUGGCAACGUUAAGGGAGAAGAUCCGAGGGAAGUAAACUACAUCCCCACCAUCUUCCCUGUUGUGAGCACAAAGACCGCAGAGAAGUACAAUAGGCUCCUCAAGGCGAAGCAAAACUCAAGAAUCAACCUGACUGAACAAUCGCAUCAAAAGCUUCCUGAAGCAAGUCAUCCGGGUGCUGGAGAAACGAAGAUUUCCUUACCGUCCUCCAAGGCAGUUACUAGAGAAGUCGCCGGUGGAACUACAAUGGAAGGACAGGAAAUUGUCGGAGGCCUAGCCAAGGACACUUUUGUGUUGAACAAGAGGACCGUGCAUCUGGCAUCCGUGGUCGAUGGAGAUGGAUCUCUGGACAGCGGCGUUCAUGUCACACUGGACGACUUUCUACGCGAAUGGUCGGCGGAUCCGCACCCGAGAUAUGUUGGUACAAAGUGCGAAGAGAACGGACCUGCCGAUUCGGGCCACGGGAGCAAAGGUCAUAGCUUUGAGUGUCCCAUCUGUGCGGACUCCUACUCAACCUCGCGUAGCCUUCGACGCCACCUGUCUCGUCGCUCAUUCCUGGCACGGCUGCCGUGCCGCAAGUGCAGUGCCUGCCAUCUGGCAUUCAACCGCUGCACCCUCAUAAUGCGAGCACAGGGUUGUCGUAUUGCCGCUUCUUGUGCCACCCUGUCAGCACUGCCACCUAGUGAAACAUUGGUUCCUGUGGAACUUAGUGAGGAGGCCGACAGCACUGGGUCGCAGUCUGAUGUGCCAAUGACAGUCCUUGAAAAGGUCCUUCAGAGCGUCAUCUGCUCCGAAUGUUAUAUGAACCUCGAGGACGAGGCCUCCCGGGAGGCCCACUUUCACCCGUCACGAGGCAAUCUCAUCCGCUGCUCAAACUGCCCAAUGCUGUGCACUUCAGAGUGCGCUCUUCGUGCACACAGAAGGCUACACACUCAGCGACGCCCCUUCGUCUGCCCCGAGUGUGGCCUACGCUGCGAGGAUGAAUGGAGCUUGUUCAACCGGCAUGUGACCAAGCAUUGCCAUCACUUUGAGCGAAUUGUGGGCUACCACUGCCUGCUGUGCCCUGCCCUGCUGCUUGAUCAAGCUGAACUGGCCGGCCACAUAGUGGACACGCACAGCAGUGCCCUGCACAAAUGCCAGGCGUGUCCGAUGGCCUUCAUAAAUUUAGAGGGAUUCCACAUACACCGGCAGGCAGCGCACCCCAAGCUGCGCAGUCAGUGCUGGCUGAUCCUCAAGUGCCCACUGUGCGAAGCUGUCUUUGCGUCGGCCGAGCUGCUUACCAACCACACGAUAAGUCACCUGGACCAGUGCGGACGGUCCUUAUUCAAGUGCUCCACAUGUGACUCUCUUCACCCCACGCGCGCGGACCUGGUGGCCCACGUGCGGAAGCUGCACCCCGCCAUGCACCAAGAAUCGCUGUGGGGCAGGGAAGACGACCCAACCAUGGCCUUUCUCUCUGGACAGAGUACAAAGGCAACCGUGUCAAGCGAAGUCAUCAACCUGGAUGAUGAUGAAAUAGCCAAUUCCGAUGACAAGGCAAUGGACACUUCUGCACCAUUAUCGCAGAAGCCAAAAAAAGGGAGUAUUACAGAGAAGCCAUCACCUGCAUCGAGUGCUACCUCUGAACAAGCAAAGAAAAACAAGCAAGAUACUCCUAAGAAAGUUAAUCGGCAUUCUACCGGCAAUACUGAGCAGAUGACUGUUAAACCGGCAGAGAAGCCACCAAACAACACUAAAGUGUGUGCGAAGUGCGACUUCCAAAGCAGUGACUUGUCCGCUUUCCGUGAACAUAUCAAAGUGCACCGGCCGCCAAACCAAGAGACAUUCCAGUGCCACGAGUGUGGUCUGUGUUAUGUGGUGGAGCCCUCUUUGAGGAAGCACCUUCGAGGAGUGCACAGGGUGGAGGAGAAGAAGGCCGCUGACAGCCUCGCGGACGCAGACCCCAAUGGUGCUGCCGUCAGCGGGCUUCGCUGCUCCGUGUGUUUGGCAACAUUCGACACUGAACGAGAACUCAAAAGCCACACGCGUAGCCACGGCAUGGCAUUCCUAAAGAAAGUGAAGGCCAAGGACGGUACUGUUUGAUCUGUGGUAUGUGUGAGUGUAUGUGUGUGUGCUUGCUGUGCAU